CGCGGCGGCCCCUCUCCCCAUCCGGGUCCCUCCGUGCGGUGUAGCAGGUCGGUAGGCGGGAAAUGGCGACUGGCUGCUGAGCGGCUGCGGAGCGCGGAGCCCCGGCGGCGGUGUAAACACAGCGGCGCCCGCCCGGCCUGGCCCGGCCCGGCCCGGCCGCCGGGGACCCGGACACCGGGGGCCCGCCUCCCCGGCACCCCGCACCCGCAGCUUUACAUGUGGUACACAUGAAAAUGAGGCUGAGAACGCGGAAAGCUUCUCAGCAAUCGAAUCAAAUUCACACACAACGUGCUUUGAGGGCAAAGAGGAAACAUUCGGAGGUGGAAGAGAGCUUACCUGUUGGCGGAGGAAAACCACAGAAAAAUGAAACUGGCUUGUUGUCUUCAAUCAAAAAGUUUAUUAAAGGAAGCACACCCAAGGAAGAAAGAGAAAAUCCUGCAAAAAGAAGUAGAAUUGAACGGGAUAUAGAUAACAGCUUGAUUACAUCCACACCUCAAACAGGAGAAAAGCCUAAUAAACAGAUCUCUCGAGUACGACGGAAAAGUCAAAUGAAUGGAGAAGCUGGAAGUUACGAAAUGACAAACCAACAUGUAAAGCAAAAUGGAAAAUUAGAAGAUAAUCCUGCCACUGGCAGUCCCCCACGAACUACAUUACUGGGAACCAUAUUUUCUCCUGUUUUCAAUUUUUUUUCACCAGCAAAUAAAAAUGGAACAUCAGGAUCAGAUUCUCCAGGACAAGCUGUUGAAGCUGAAGAAAUAGUCAAACAGCUUGAUAUGGAACAGGUAGAUGAGAUUACUACAAGUACUGCAACAUCAACCAAUGGAGCAGCUUAUACUAGCCAAGCAGUGCAGGUCAGAUCGACUGUCAACAAUGGCUUAGAAGAAGUGGAGGAAACAAACGACCGUGACCUGCCACCGCUUACAGCACCAGUAUCUCCAGACAGUGGCUACUCAUCAGCUCAUGCAGAAGCCACCUAUGAAGAAGACUGGGAAGUCUUUGAUCCAUAUUAUUUCAUCAAACAUGUUCCACCACUAACAGAAGAACAACUUAACAGGAAGCCAGCUCUUCCACUGAAAACAAGAAGCACACCAGAAUUCUCAUUAGUUCUAGACUUGGAUGAAACAUUAGUGCACUGUAGUCUAAAUGAAUUAGAAGAUGCUGCACUCACUUUUCCAGUUCUUUUUCAAGAUGUCAUUUACCAGGUUUAUGUCCGGUUAAGGCCAUUCUUCCGAGAAUUCCUGGAACGUAUGUCUCAGAUUUAUGAGAUCAUUCUUUUUACUGCUUCUAAGAAGGUGUAUGCAGACAAGUUAUUGAACAUACUAGACCCUAAAAAGCAACUGGUCAGGCAUCGACUUUUCCGUGAGCAUUGUGUUUGUGUACAAGGAAAUUACAUAAAGGAUUUAAACAUUCUUGGUAGAGAUCUUUCAAAAACGAUCAUAAUUGACAAUUCACCACAAGCCUUUGCUUAUCAGCUUUCAAAUGGAAUUCCUAUAGAAAGCUGGUUCAUGGAUAAAAAUGACAACGAACUCCUAAAAUUGAUUCCAUUUCUGGAGAAACUUGUAGAGCUGAACGAAGAUGUCCGACCUCACAUCAGAGACAGAUUUCGCUUGCAUGACUUGCUACCCCCAGAUUAAAGCCUUUUGUCUAAUUACUGAAGGGGGAGAAAAUGCAGGACCCUUUUGGACUAAAACAAAACAUUGCCAUUACUGUUGAAAUUUUGCAUUUUUGUACCCCGUCUUGCUUUUCUUAUCUUUGGUGCCCAACAAUAAUCAAGGGUUACAGAAAGAGACUUUAUAUAUCUGAGAUUGAAUACAUUCAGUACAAUACAGUACAACACAGUAGGUAGGCUAGAACAGAAAAGUCUUUAGAACUAGUGCAACUCCAAUGAAAUUUUUUUAUGUACAGGACAUCUGCAGUUUAUAAAGAAUUCUGUUUCUGCCACCAGCAGUUUGACCUGUAGAAACACAGGAUUUUAUGAUAUAACAGAGAUUGAAAAUGGACUCUUAUUUUCUCUCUGUUCGGUGCUCUAAGUGGGUUUGUAGCCACUUUUCUGUUACUUUUAAGAUUCUCAUUUCAACAGGAAUGGCCAGUAAAAGUUGUUUUAUUUUUCCUGUUAAGGUUUAUAACCUUUUUACAUUUUUGACCUGUAUUAGAUUAGAAUUUCAUUAUGCAUUCCUUUUAGUUGAGGCGCUUCAUAGUUUUUCUGGAAAUAGCCAAAUUUUCUUAGUUUUUUAUUAAACAGUUGGAUGGCCGUUUUCCUGCUUCGUCUGCCUGCAUACUGUAUAUUUGUUUAAAAAUAUUCUCUAGUUUUAGUCCAUGUAAGUUUCAUUUAGAAAGAAAACCCCUGCAUUUAUAUUUUCUUUCUGUAAUAUUCUACUGUAGUUGAAAUCUUUUCAAAAAUCAAGAGACUGGCUAGAUAAGAAGAAUAUAAGAAUUACUAAUAUUCAGAAUAUUUUAAACCAUUGUGAUGGCAUGUACUCUGGACAGACAAUAUCUUGCAGUGGCACAAACAACUGAUGGACAAGGAAUACCUCAGACUAUGCUGUGCAUGCAGAUCUUGAAAGGAGAACUAGUUUGGUCACCUCUUAGGUUUGAUGCAAUUCAAUUACUGCUGCCUUCUGUUUCCUCCAAGAUUGAAGUGUUCUGCACAGUGGCUCAGUAUUUUAAGACGUUUUGCAUGGGCUGCCGGUACCUCUGUGACACUCUGCGUUACAAUCAGUUUUAAACUCUGUGUGACAGCGAAGGUACCCGGCAGUAACCAUGCACGAUCCUGUGGUACCGUACACUCCCACGCCACCGACGCAGUCAGUCUGCUAUCAUAGUGGUUUUCUAUGCUAUAUGGAAAUAGUCUUUCAGCCUUGGUUCUCUAAUGCAGCUACUACAAGAGGUUGAUAUUUUUAUAAUGGUGUGUAAUCUCCUUUUCAGGAGGCUUUUUAUGGAAGGUAUAAUUUGUAAAAGUUUGGAUGCUUUGCCUCUCGACUGCAUUAACACGCCACAGGCUCAGACUGUUUUUGUGUAAAAGAUGUCACAGAACGGCACUUUUUCUAAAGAGAAGUUUGAUAUUUUGUAUGCUUGUUAAGAAAGUACAGUAUUGGAAAUUAAAGGUGGACAACUGAUAAUUGAGAAGUAUGUCAAUUAAUUUUUUAUGUAUAUUACCUGUUUACUUGUACAAUUUUAUUGUACAAAUUACAUGCAGCUUCAUUUUCAAAUGAGUCCUUAAAAUAAGGAAAAUCUUUUUAGGAAAACAUUUAAUUUUUGUAUUUUUGAUUUUAAAAGGCAUGAGUUAUGUCAACUUUUUCCAGUGUAUUAAUGAAGAUUUUAACUUUUCAUCAGGUUGAGUGUUUUCUUACUAUAUUAUCUGUUGUGUAUGUAGCUAGCACAUUGUGUCACUGAACUGUUUAAAAAAAUUAGCAUGUAGAGCAAGCCUGUUUUGUGGAAAAUCCUUAUUCAUUAAAAAAAAAAAACAUCAUGGCAGAUUUUCUGCAAAAAAGUGAAAACAUUUGCAAUUCAGAAUACUGAUUUUUUUUGUAUUUAAAGAAAGGUAUUUUGCUUGCAGGAAAGAAAUACUACAGAUUCAUUUUAAUGAGAAUCUUUUAAAUGUAUUUAUCUUUAGGGCAUCUGGGCAUCUUUACGCUGUUUGUCUUAUGUCUUUAUUGAAAUAAAAUGUACAUAACAUUA
Messenger RNA from Gymnogyps californianus (California condor), 3678 nucleotides. RefSeq names its product CTD small phosphatase like 2 (gene CTDSPL2). The transcript has 13 exons. Gene Ontology annotation, molecular function: phosphoprotein phosphatase activity. NCBI's taxonomy places the organism in Eukaryota, Metazoa, Chordata, Aves, Accipitriformes, Cathartidae. The coding region runs from base 228 to 1634 and encodes 468 amino acids. The record is from RefSeq and is a predicted model, not a curated record.